Messenger RNA from Triticum aestivum (bread wheat), 3259 nucleotides. RefSeq names its product protein Rf1, mitochondrial. Gene Ontology annotation, molecular function: protein binding. The coding region runs from base 250 to 3081 and encodes 943 amino acids. Lineage: Eukaryota; Viridiplantae; Streptophyta; Magnoliopsida; Poales; Poaceae. The transcript is spliced from 4 exons. The record is from RefSeq and is a predicted model, not a curated record.
AGAGAGCAUAGAAAUUCACGCCGACUGAAAGAAACCAGCAAAACACAAGAGAGUACACCACUGCGUACCAACUCGACGGCCGCCGCUCCCCCUGCACCUCGUCGACGGUCCGCCGGUGUCCGGUCUCCGCUACCCCUCCUCCUUUACCUCGCCGAUUUCCCGCCUCCGCCUCCGCCUCCGGUCCUCCUCCUCCUGCACUGCACCUAGCCGAAGUCUGCUCUCCGCCACCGCUCCUCCUUUACCUCGCCGAUGUCACGCCGCUAUACCAUCACACUGAUCUCCCGCCUCCGAGUCCCCCGCCGCUGCUCCUCCUCCACCUCCAUCUCGCCGCCCUCACGCUCCUGGUCUCCCCGCGACGCCUUUGCCGCGGCCACAGAGCGCGUGCGCGCCGGCACGCUCAGCCCGGAAGAUGCACACAACCUGUUCGAUGAAUUGCUGCGGCAGGGCACUCCGGUCCCCGAGCGCUCCCUGAACGGCUUCCUUGCCGCCCUCACCCGUGCUACGUCCUCCAAUGCCUGCAUCAAAGAUGGCCCCGCCCUCGCCCUUGCUCUCUUCACCCGAGGGUGCAGAGAAGAAGCCGGCCCGCAGGUGGCGGUGCCCACCGUUUGGACCUACAACAUCCUCAUGGACUGCUGCUGCCGCGCGCGUCGCCCAGACCUAGGGCUCGCCUUAUUCGGGUGUAUCCUCAGGACGGGGUUGAAGAUAGACCAAAUCACCGCCAACACCCUCCUCAAGUGCCUCUGCUAUGCGAAACGGACAGAAGAGGCUGUGUACGUGCUGCUUCAUAGUAUGUCCAAGCUCGGAUGUGUGCCUGAUGCCUUCGCAUACAACAUAGUUCUUAAGAGCUUAUGUGAGGAGUCGAUGAGCCAGCAGGCACUCGACCUGCUCUGGACGAUGGCAAAAGAUAGAGGUGGCUGCUUCCCUGAUGUGGUGGCAUAUAACACGGUCAUCCAUGGCUUUUUCAAGGAGGGUGAAACAGGCAAGGCAUGCAAUCUAUUUCAUGAAAUGAUCCAUCAAGGGGUUGAGCCCGAUGUGGUGACGUACAACUCGGUCGUUGAUGCGUUGUGCAAGGCCAGGGCAAUGGACAAAGCAGAGCUAGUCCUUCGUCAGAUGGUUGCUGAUGGUGCUCAACCCAAUGCAGUGACAUAUAAUUGCAUGAUUAAUGGAUAUGCCACAUCUGGGCGGUUGAAAGAGGCUGCUAAAAUGUUCAGAGAAAUGAAAAGCCGGGGCCUUAUACCAGAUAUUUUUACUUGCAACUCCUUAAUGACUUACCUUUGCAAGCAUGGAAGAAGCAAAGAAGCUGCAGAAUUUUUUUAUUCGAUGACAGCAAAGGGCCACAAACCGGAUAUCGUCUCAUACUGUAUUUUGCUUCAUGGGUAUGCUACUGAAGGAUGCUUUCCUGAUAUGAUUGAUGUCUUUAAUUCAAUGGAAAACAAUGGUAUUGCAGCCGACUUCCAUGUUUUCAACAUAUUAAUUGAUGCAUAUGCUAAACGUGGAAUGAUGGAUGAAGCUAUGCUGAUAUCAAGUAAAAUGCAGGAACGCAGAGUGAAUCCUGAUAUAGUCACCUAUUCCAGCAUAAUAGCUGGACUUUCCAGAUUGGGUAGGCUGACUGAGGCCAUGGAAAAAUUCAAUCAGAUGAUUGCCUUGGGAGUACAACCGAACAAAGUUGUUUAUCACGCGCUGAUUCAGGGUUUUUGCAUAGAUGGUGAUUUGGCUAAAGCUAAGCAGUUGGUUUCUGAAAUGAUGAACAGAGGUAUUCCUCGUCCUAACAUUUCGUUCUUUAGUUCACUAAUAAAGAGUCUCUGCCAAGAAGGAAGGGUUAUGGAUGCCCAUGAUAUCUUUGACUUGGUUAUAGACAUGGGUGAGAGGCCUGAUGACAUUUUAUUUAAUUCACUGAUUGACGGAUACUGCUUAGUCAGGAAGAUGGAUAAAGCAUUAAAAGUACUUGAUGUCAUGGAAUCAGUUGGUGUUGAGCCUGAUGUUAUUACAUACAAUACACUUGUUAAUGGCUAUUGUAGAAAUGGAAGGAUCGGUGAUGGUUUGACUCUGUUCAGAGAGAUGCCGCGUAAGAGAAUUAAACCUGACACUAAUUCAUAUUGCGUCAUAAUGGAUGGGUUGUUUCGUUCUGGGAGAACUGUUUCUGGAAGGGAAAUGUUCCAUGAGAUGAUCGAAAGUGGAACAACAGUCAGCAUUUCCACAUACAACGUAAUACUAGGAGGUCUUUGUGGAAAUAAUUGUGCAGACGAAGCGAUUGCCCUGUUCCAGAAAUUAGGUUCAAUGAAUGUGAAGUUCAGUAUUGCAAUAGUCAAUACCAUGAUCGAUGCAAUGUACAGGGUUGGGAGAAGAGAAGAAGCUAAGGAACUUUUUGCUGGAAUAUCAGCCAGUGGGUUGGUGCCUAAUGAAUCUACUUAUGGAGUAAUGAUUAUGAAUCUUCUAAAAGAUGGAGCAGUGGAAGAUGCUAACAAUGUGUUUUCAUCAAUGGACAAGAGUGGUAUAGUCCCCAGCUCUCGUCUGUUAAAUGAUAUUAUCAGAAUGUUGUUGGAAAAAGGUGAGAUCGCCAAGGCCGGAAAUUAUUUGUCUAAAGUUGAUGGGAAGAGCAUCUCCCUAGAAGCUUCAACAACUUCAUUAAUGUUGUCUCUCUUUUCAAGAGAAGGGAAAUAUCGGGAGGACAUGAAAUUGCUUCCUGCAAAGUACCAAUUUUUCGAUGGAUUUUUAUCAGCCAGUGGGUUGAUGCCUGAUGCUUAUACUUACAACGUAAUGAUAAACAAUCUUCUAAAAGAAGGAUCAGUGGAAGAAGUUGACAAUAUGUUUUCAUUGAUGGAGAAGAGUGGUUGUGCUCCCAGCUCUCAUCUUGUAAAUGAUAUCAUCAGAAGGUUGUUGGAAAAAGGUGAGAUUGCCAAGGCUGGAAAUUAUUUGUCUAAAGUUGAUGGGAAGAUCAUCUCACUUGAAGAUUCAACCACUUCAUUGUUGUCGUCUCUUUUUUCAAGCAAAGGGAAAUAUCGGGAGAACAUCAAGUUACUUCCUGCAAAUUAUCACUUUUUAGAUGGAUUUAGUCGCAUUGCACAUGAGACUAACUCCUAAGAAAGCACGGUUCAACUCUUUUCUUGCCAUAAGGCCCUCCUGCUAGUACAAGAUAUCUUAGUGGCCUGCUUUGUACCUUCAAUAUUUCAUUGAGUUCAUUUUGUGAUGUGUCAAAGUCACAAGAAUGUGUAAUGUCUAUGAAUCUUUUGAUCUUCGAUGGGCAAGGAAAGGUAGACCA